CGAGAAGAUCGACUCUAGUUAUGGCAGACUAUAUGCCAGGACUAUCCGUCAUUUUUAUCAUUGCUGGAUUUAUUAUAGUCGUCACUAUAUGCUUACGUUAUGUUCGUCGGCAAAGUAAAAGUAGGGUUUUACUUUUGCUUUUCUCUAUUACUGCGCAAUAGUACGAUAAUACGCCACUAACUAGUCAUUAAUGCUUCCUUAUUGUGUAUGGUACUCUCUCUCUCUUUAUGCGACUGUAUAUGCCCAAUAACGAACAAUGGCUUCUAACAAAAACACGUGCUGUAACAACAAAACAGAAAUGAUGACCGAGGAUAAUGAACGACGGCAAGUACGCGACCUUCUCCGCUCUACUCGUCGAGAUCCAGAAGCUGGUUCAUCACCACCGUCUUAUCAUGAGGCAAGCAGUGUCAUCAGUAUGCCGCCACCGGCAUACACAGACCACCGUUGUGACCCUCAACCGACGCAGCUCAUGUGACGCUACUGUAUAUACAAAGACGAUGUAGUAUUUCAAAUCUGGUAUACUCAUAUGCAUGCUGAAAGAGUG
Zychaea mexicana is the source of this 544-nucleotide messenger RNA. RefSeq lists its product as uncharacterized. The record is from RefSeq and is a predicted model, not a curated record. Lineage: Eukaryota; Fungi; Mucoromycota; Mucoromycetes; Mucorales; Lichtheimiaceae. Bases 257 to 475 code for a protein of 72 amino acids. The transcript has a single exon.